This is a messenger RNA of Pelagomonas calceolata, 698 nucleotides long. The record is from the annotation of a GenBank genome assembly. NCBI's taxonomy places the organism in Eukaryota, Pelagophyceae, Pelagomonadales, Pelagomonadaceae.
GGUCGAGGCCGACGCCCGCGUAGUCCUCCUUCCGCAGGUAGCGCAGGUCUCCGAUCUUCCGCGCGCCCAGGCCGUACAGCACGUCCGCGUGGGCGUCGAGGCCCCGCAGGCGCAGGAAUACGUCGAGCGGCGUCGCGGCCUGCGCCGGCCGCCGCGCGUGCACGCGGAGGCCCGGCGGCGGCGUCGUCGACGCGUCGAAGGUCGUCGGCUCCGGUGUCGGCGUCCGCGCUGGCGCCGGCGCGUCGCGCGCGGCCACGUAGCGUCGGUACGCGUCGUCGAGCGCCGCGUCCGGACUCCUCGGGUCCUCGUCGCAGCAGCGCUCCGACGCCAGCGACGCGAGGUCGUCGAAACUCGACUGCGCCGAGGCGUAGGUGUCGCAGUCCUUCGGGGAGCGCGCGCGCCGCGGCACGACCCACUCCAGGGGCAGCGGGUCCUCCGUCACGCGCACGGGCCGCACCGGCGACGCCUCGUCGGGCACGACUCGCACCUCGUCGCCGCGACCGUUCGUCUCGACGAAGAUGGGGGCCGCCCCUGCUGCUGCGGCACCCAAGGGCUGCCCGGCGGGCUUUGUUCGCGUGGCGACGAGCAUGGCGGUGCGGUCUGCGGCUCUCAAAUGCACGACCGCUGAAUGUCGCCUCUAUUUUAUGACUAUACCUUACGCAGUUGGUGCGAUUUACGCCGACCAAUGCGGUGUCGUC